Messenger RNA from Silurus meridionalis, 1952 nucleotides. It is a transcript of the gene hsd17b2, whose product is annotated as hydroxysteroid (17-beta) dehydrogenase 2. NCBI's taxonomy places the organism in Eukaryota, Metazoa, Chordata, Actinopteri, Siluriformes, Siluridae. The coding region runs from base 163 to 1290 and encodes 375 amino acids. The transcript is spliced from 5 exons. The record is from RefSeq and is a predicted model, not a curated record. Gene Ontology annotation, molecular function: oxidoreductase activity.
AAAGGCUGAUUCAAGCUUUCCUUGACUGUGUGUAGGGUGUGGCUUACAUGUGAUAGUACUGCUAUGUGAAAGGUUAAGUAAGGAGAAAGCUGCCUGUGAAACAUUGCACCUUUUUUCGCGUCUUUAGCGGGUUUCUCUUCCUUGGCUAGGUGAGGUGGUAAAAUGGAGUUCUGUCUGUGGGUGUUGAUCGUAGCUACCAGUGCUGCACUGCUGAUGUUGGGAUGGAGUAGAAGUCACUGGUCAUGGUCAGUGGGGUUUGUGUUUGUGGAAGUGAUGCUGUGCUAUUGGAUAUCAAAUGAAAGUGUUGCAGUGACACUGCUGAGUGUCAGCUGGAGCUGCCUUGUGAUCCACUUCACUUCAAGAAAAGAGGACAUGUUGCCCAUGCAGGGCAAAGCAGUACUCAUUACAGGUUGUGACUCCGGUUUUGGCCAUAAUCUUGCUAAAAUCCUGGACAAAGCUGGGAUGAAAGUGUACGCUGGAGUGCUGGAGGAAUUCGGACCUGGAGCCCAGGAGCUCAGGGAAGUUUCAUCUGAACAUCUUACAAUCCUACAGAUGGAUAUCACUAACAUCAACCAAAUCUCUGAAGCUCAUACCCUUAUCAAGAGUCAAAUAGGAGACACAGGUCUUUGGGGACUAGUGAACAAUGCAGGAGUGCUUGGAUAUACAUGUGAUGGAGAACUUCUUCCUAUAAGAAUAACAAGAAAAAUCCUAAAUGUGAAUUUUAUUGCUGGUGUAGAGGUGACCAAUGUUUUCCUGCCUUUGAUACGACAAGCACAAGGAAGAAUUGUGUGCAUAUCCAGUAUGUCAGGAGAAGUUCCAUUCCCUGGUUUUGCAGCAUAUGGAGCAUCUAAGGCAGCUGUGAUUUCUUACUAUGGAGCUCUGAGGCAGGAACUGUCAUGCUGGGGUGUAAAAGUGGCCAUUAUUCAGCCCGGGAGCUUCAAGACAAACAUUCUUGGCAAUCAAGAGGAAUGGUGUAAAAUCCAGAAGGAGAUCCUCAGCACCCACCCCUUAGAAAUAAUAGAUGCGUAUGGAGAAGAGUACAUCUGUUCUAUGCAGGAACGUUUAAAUAAUAUGACUUCUCAAACCAGUGCUAAUUUGGAACCAGUUUUGGAUGAUCUACAACAUGCAUUAGUCUCAGAAAAGCCAAAGGCCUUUUACUACCCGGGACCCACCGCCUGGGCCAUUCCAUGCCUACAAAGGAUCUGUUCAACAUGGCUGUUUGAUGCCAUUUUUGCACAAAUGUUUACUUACAACAAUUUCUGCCCAGCAGGUGUGGCCUCCAAAAAAUGAAACACUCCCCAAAUAUGUAUGCUCCAUAUAUGCGUAUGCCAACAUCUGUCUCCACACUGUCAAAAUAUGAUUGUAAUCUACUUGGGGCUAGAUAAAUCUGAUAGCUAAAAUAUUAAUUUUAUACAUAAUUUUCAGUUUUGUCCAAUUACCGUUCUAAAAUUUAUACUAAAGAGCAAUAUUUGCUACUUGUGGAAGUAUGGUUAACCUGAAAAUAGAAGGCAGCUACAGAAUAACACUCAAUAUUCCCCAUUUUCUCAGGUUUUUUUUUUUUUUAUGUCUGCAUAAAAUAAAUGUGAAUAGAACUUCAGAGUUCUUGACUUUACCUGUAAAAAAAUUCCAUAUAAGAAAUUCUGCUGAUUAUUUAUUUUUUACACUUUAGAAUCUAUGUUCAGUUUUUGUGCUCCAUUCAAAGGGUCAAUAACUAAAUCAUGAAAAAAGGGAAAAAACAAUCAGCAUGUGUUAACGCUUAAAGACAAGACUACUACACUGUACCAUGAGUUUAAUGCAUUUUUUUUUUUUUGUGGAAUAAAUACUUUUUUUUAUGUCUGGAAAUAUAAUCUCUAAAAUUCCACAUAUAUUUUGGAUCUUACACACAAACCCUAAAUGAUAUCUUGUAAUGGGUGGUUAAAAAAAUAAAAAAUAAAUACAUCCAACACACGUUA